AUGGCACUUCUAUUACUGUAUUGUGCUGGACAUGUCUUCAAUCUCAUUGUUAAGGAUGGGCUUACGUUUGUGGAACCAAUUGUUGAGGACAUUCGUGAGAGUAUCAAGUACAUUCGCUCUUCACAGUCUAGAAAACAAAUGUUCAAGGAAAUAGUUGCACGGUUAGGCAUUACAUCUAAGAAGAAGCCAGGCCUUGACGUGACCACACGUUGGAACUCAACGCUGUCAAUGCUUGAAGCAGCCAUUAAGUUUAGGGCAGCAUUUGACACACUAAAAUCAGAGGACCAAAAAUACACUUCUGCACCCUCUGCUGAACAAGGGACAAGAGCUGAAGUACUUUGUAAGGUGCUGGCAGUCUUCAAAGAUGCAACUGAAGUCAUCUCAGGCAUAGAAUACCCUACCUCAAACCUCUACUUCCAUCACAUGUGGAAGAUCAAGCUAACUUUGGAACAAGAGUCAAACAUAGAAGUUGCUGAAAUUGCCAAUGUAUUGGAAGGGAUGAAGAAGAAAUUCAAGAAGUUUAAGCUUAAGUUUCUUGAAUUUCUUUUUACCAAGUCCUAUCCUAACACUGGCAAGCAAAAGAUUGAUGAAGUGAAAAAACUUGGGCUUGGGUUAUUUUCAUCAUAUUCAACUCAGCAAGCAGAGCAGCAAGUAAAGCAAGCUGAAAAUGCUGAAAAGAGUUCAGUAGGGGAAGAUGUAUGGGCUGCAUGGGAUCAUCAACUUCUCAAUGACCGUGAAACUCAUAUGGCCACAGAGCUUGAUAGAUAUUUGGAGGAGAGUCCAAUCCCACGGUCAGAAGAAUUCGAUAUAUUGAAGUGGUGGAUGGGCAACUCAUUGAAGUAUCCAACUCUUGCUCGCAUAGCACGGGAUUUGCUAGCUGUUCCAGCUUCUGCUAUAGCAUCUGAGUCAGCUUUUAGCACAGGAAAAAAAAUUAUCAGUGACCAUCGCAGCAGCUUAGCCCCCGAGAUGGUUGAAGCACUAAUAUGCACUCAGGAUUGGUACCGGGCAGCAGCAGGUACCAACACUGAAGAGUGA
Molecule: messenger RNA, 1035 nt
Organism: Panicum virgatum (switchgrass)
Lineage: Eukaryota; Viridiplantae; Streptophyta; Magnoliopsida; Poales; Poaceae
Product: zinc finger BED domain-containing protein RICESLEEPER 2-like
Exons: 2
Coding region: 1-1035 (344 amino acids)
Molecular function (GO): protein dimerization activity; DNA binding
Source: RefSeq, a predicted model, not a curated record